Cucurbita moschata (crookneck pumpkin) is the source of this 2044-nucleotide messenger RNA. Its product is annotated as protein NRT1/ PTR FAMILY 7.3-like. Bases 1 to 1806 code for a protein of 601 amino acids. Gene Ontology annotation, molecular function: transmembrane transporter activity. The transcript has 6 exons. Lineage: Eukaryota; Viridiplantae; Streptophyta; Magnoliopsida; Cucurbitales; Cucurbitaceae. The record is from RefSeq and is a predicted model, not a curated record. Gene Ontology annotation, cellular component: membrane. Gene Ontology annotation, biological process: transmembrane transport.
AUGGCUGCUCUUCAAUCCUUUCACCAUCAGAGUACGUUGAAAGAAGAGAUCGUAGAAACAGAAGGGUUCACUCUAGACGGAGCAGUCGAUUGGCACGGUCAACCAGCUAUUAAAUCAAAAUCUGGAACGUGGGUUGCAGCAAUUAUAAUUCUCGUGAACCAAGGACUCGCAACUUUGGCGUUUUUCGGAGUUGGAGUGAACUUGGUGCUAUUUCUAACGAGAGUUUUGCAACAAGAUAACGCUGAUGCGGCUAACAAUGUCAGCAAAUGGAUGGGAACGGUUUAUAUCUUCUCACUUGUUGGAGCUUUUCUUAGUGAUUCUUAUUGGGGCAGAUAUAAAACUUGUGUCAUCUUUCAGAUCAUUUUUGUCAUUGGCUUGGUGUCAUUGUCCCUCUCCUCCUACCUCUUCUUGAUCCGUCCCAAAGGCUGUGGCGAUGAACAAACGCCCUGUGGAAGCCAUUCCAAAUCCGAAAUUUCCCUCUUCUACCUUUCCAUUUACCUCACAGCUCUUGGCAAUGGCGGCUACCAGCCCAACAUCGCCACAUUCGGCGCCGAUCAAUUCGAUGAAGAGGAUCCGAAAGAGGGCCAUUCGAAGGUCGCCUUCUUUAGCUACUUCUACCUUGCUUUAAACCUCGGAUCCCUCUUCUCCAACACCAUUUUAGGGUUUUUUGAGAAUGAAGGAAUGUGGGCUCUCGGGUUCUGGGUCUCCGCCGGGUCCGCUCUCGUUGCGCUGCUCUUGUUCCUUGCUGGAACUCCGCGGUACAGGCAUUUCAAGCCCUCUGGAAACCCCCUUACCAGAGUAUGUCAAGUCGUCGUCUCGGCGGCGAAGAAAUGGCGGGUUAGGGUUCCUAUUGGAGGAGAGGGGUUGUUUGAGAACGAUCGGAAGCAGAGCCCUAACAGUGGCUGCCGGAAGAUUCUCCACACUCAUGGAUUCAAGUUCUUGGAUAAAGCAGCCUACAUCUCUUCGAGGGAUUUAAGCGAUCGAGAGGAAGAAGUGAACAAUCCAUGGCGCCUCUGCCCAAUCACCCGAGUAGAAGAAGUAAAAUGCAUUCUAAGACUGAUCCCAAUCUGGCUCUGCACCAUGAUCUACUCAGUUGUCUUCACCCAAAUGGCCUCGCUCUUCGUCGAGCAAGGUGCAGUCAUGAAAACCACCAUCUCAAACUUCCACAUCCCACCCGCAAGCAUGUCGAGCUUCGACAUUCUCAGCGUCGCCCUCUUCAUCUUCCUCUACCGCCGCAUCCUCGAUCCAUUCAUUGGAAAACUGAAAAACUCCAGCUCCAAUGGGCUGACAGAGCUACAACGGAUGGGGGUUGGGCUGAUCAUCGCCAUGAUGGCAAUGGUCUCGGCAGGCAUUGUUGAGUGCUACAGACUCAAAUACGCCCAAGCUGACUGUGGAGGAUCAGGAUCGAGCUCCUUGAGCAUCUUUUGGCAAGUUCCACAAUAUGCAUUGAUAGGAGCCUCAGAAGUUUUCAUGUACGUGGGUCAGCUUGAGUUCUUCAAUGCACAAGCACCGGAUGGGCUGAAGAGCUUUGGGAGUGCGCUAUGUAUGAGCUCGAUCUCGUUAGGGAACUAUGUUAGCAGCAUGUUGGUGACAAUGGUGAUGAAGAUUUCAACGGCGGAUCACAUGGCUGGUUGGAUCCCAAGCAACCUCAACAAAGGGCAUUUGGACAGGUUCUACUUUCUUCUUGCUGCCUUGACUGUGAUUGAUUUUGUGAUCUACAUUGGUUGUGCUAAGUGGUACAAGUGCAUCAAAUUGGAACACAAAUAUGAACAAACUGAAGAACAACCAGAAAGCUUGAGGGUAUGAAAUAUUAUUGAGUUAACCCUUUGAAAUAAGAUCUGGAGAGAAUGAAUAGUAUGCGACUAGCAUACGAGUGGAUCACGUUGAAAUAGUAACCUAAAUGAUCAAUAGUAUAUGGACAGGUUUGGUGUCUUAUUUUGGUAACAUUAUUGAUACGGUUCACUUUGUAAUCGUUACAAACAAUUUGAUUUGAAUCGUUUAUGUGUAGAUAAGUGAGUCAAAGUAUCACAUGCAAUUAGUUUGU